Molecule: messenger RNA, 1743 nt
Organism: Hevea brasiliensis (rubber tree)
Lineage: Eukaryota; Viridiplantae; Streptophyta; Magnoliopsida; Malpighiales; Euphorbiaceae
Product: WRKY transcription factor 28
Exons: 3
Coding region: 289-1269 (326 amino acids)
Biological process (GO): regulation of DNA-templated transcription
Molecular function (GO): DNA-binding transcription factor activity; sequence-specific DNA binding
Source: RefSeq, a predicted model, not a curated record
GAGAGAUGAUGGAGGAUAGGGGAGGGAGGUUUUGUUUCCACAAGAGAAGCCACUUUUUGCUCUUCUAAUUGGAAGUUUUAUUUGUCAACGUUCUUCAUAAAGUGGCAUUAGCUGCUGUUCUAAUCUCAUCUAAAUCCAAACUCUCUCUCUUUUCUCUAAUUAUUAUAUUUCUAAAAUCUCAAACAUACAUGUAUAUAAAGAUUUAUAGAGACCGAUGAACUAAAAGUCUAACCAUCGCAUAAAAUCCAAACCCUUUAAUCUCUUUGUUCUUCUUCUUCUUCUUUCUCCAUGUCUGAUGAACACAAAGACCUCUACUACCAUGCUUCUUUCCAUGAAGAUCACUACGAUGUCAUCGAUGAAACUGGUGCUUAUAAUAGUCAAAAGCCUCUUUAUUCCAUUGCUGGUUCUUCUACUUAUGGGUCCUCACAUGGGUUUGAUCCUUCUUCUUACAUGAGCUUCACUGAGUGCUUACAUGGAUCCAUGGACUAUAACUCUCUCGCAAAAGCCUUUGGCAUGUCUCCUUCGUCUUCUGAACCUUUUUCUUCCAUAGAAGGCAAUCCAAAGCCUGUCGAAGUUGGAGAUUUAGGUGGAGGUGGUAACAGUACUGAAAAUCCGGUCACCCCAAAUUCUUCAGUUUCUUUCUCUUCAAGUGAGGCUGGUGGUGAAGAAGAUUCAGGAAAGGUCAAGAAAGAAAGCCCACCAAAAGGGUCUGAGCAGGAUGGAGGAGAAUGCUCCAAGAAAGAGGGCAAGACAAAGAAAAAAGGAGAGAAAAAGCAAAGAGAGCCAAGAUUUGCCUUCAUGACUAAGAGUGAGGUUGAUCAUCUGGAAGAUGGGUAUAGAUGGAGAAAGUAUGGACAGAAGGCUGUAAAGAAUAGUCCCUAUCCAAGGAGCUAUUACAGGUGCACUACUCAGAAAUGUACUGUGAAGAAACGAGUAGAGAGGUCAUUUCAAGAUCCAUCCAUUGUGAUAACAACAUAUGAAGGGCAACAUAAUCAUCCGCUCCCUGCAACGCUUAGAGGAAAUGCUGCAGCUAUGUUCUCACAUUCUAUGCUUACACCAGCUCCCAUAGGAACUUCUAGGCCUAACUUUCCUCAGGAUUUUUUGUUUCACAUGGCGCCCCACAUAAGCAACCAAGUUGGUGCUGGUGCAGGCUCUAUAUACCCGCAGAGUCUCAAUAAUAACCAACAUCUUCACCACCAGUAUCAGGUUCCAGACUAUGGACUCUUGCAAGACAUAGUCCCUUCUAUGUUCUUUAAACAAGAGCCCUGAAAUUAAGUCUCUUCCUUUCUGAGCAUCUGUACAUAUACAUACUUCAACUACUUAUUAGUUUUCAAUUAUCAUCAUUUUCCCCGACUUUUUAGCUAGGUAACUAUAUGUUACUUCUCUUCUUAAUCGAUCUUGAUUAAUACCCACUUCGAAUACUCCCAAGAAGUGGACUAUUUAUGGUAUCCUUUGGGGAUUGGAGGUGAUCAUGUGCUUGAUGAGAUGCUAUAUAGAUCAACAAUGAGAAAAAUGUCUUAAGAGAAUCCAAGAAGAUGAUGAGGUCAACCGGCAUAGCGGUUUUUCAAAAACCUAGCAUUAGGAGGUUGCAUUUGCAUGUGCUUGUACUGCUAUGCAAUCCCAUUGGAUGCUUUUAUUAUUGUAUGAAAAUGUAAGAUGAGAUCUUUCAGGGGAAUUUUUUUUUCUUUUCUUUUCUUUUCUUUGGUUUUUAAUUAUGAAUGAAAAGAAUUUCUCUCUCUCUCU